AUGUGGGAGCGAAUUGGAGAGAGGUGCCGGAUCGUGUCGAGAGUAGAAUUGGAUUUCAAAUACUUGUUUGUGUCGUUGAGUGAUGAUGUUGGUACUAGUAGGAGACGUCUUAGGUCUCAAUUUGUGGACUUUGGGAGUGAUAGUGAAGAAUCGCUUAAGUCGAGUUCUUCUAAGGAGUCGGAGGGAUCCGAGGGAUCCGAGAGUGAUGUAAAUCCGGAUGGAGAUGCGGGAGAUGGUGAUGAUAUUCCACGAGAAGAUGUCAUUAUAGAUAAAAAUAAAGGGAAGAAAAUAAAACCACUUAAUUUGAGUUUGGUGGAUUAUGAUACUUCGUUAACCGAAUCUCAAUUCGGUAUUCUCCGUCAGCUAGUUGGGGCUCCGAGGAAUAUUGAGAUGCUCUUACCUAAAAAAGAUGGGUGUAUUGAUUUUGCGGCUCUUCGGAAGAAAGCUACUGGAGGUGCGAAAAAGCAAGCGAAGAGGGAUCCUUUGAAGCAAGCGAAAUCAAGUAGUAGCAAAUCGCGCGAAGUGACCCGCGUGGAGGCUCCGCAUGCAAGCGGAGAUGAUCGUGAUCAUAAUGUUGAGGGGGAUGAGUUGGAUCGAUUGGUUAAUAAUGGGAAGGAUGAGAUGGUUGAGAUCGAGUAUGUGCCUGCACCGAAACGGCCUCGAGUGGAUCCUGAGGUUUCUCAUGUGCCUCCAGGGGUGCAGAAGACUGAGGGUUUCGUUGGGGAGUAUGACCGAAGUCGGAUGUCGGGUAAAGGUCGUGCUCAUAUGCUUUCGUUGGCUGGCGGAGACAUGUGUCGGCUUAUAGCUACGUGGAGGUAUCUAGUGGAGCAGGAGGAGCAAGUCGAAAAGACCCAUGAUGAGGAGCGUGCUGGUUGGGAGGCAAGGGAGAAAGAGCUAAAGGCUCAAUUGGAGGCUGCGGAAACCAAACUAGAGGUGGCCGAGACUCUGCUCAUUCAGAGGACCGAUGAAUUGGAGAUUAGUAGGAGCGAGACCGAGGCGAGUAAAAUUGAACUGAUGAAAUUAGAUCGGUGCUAUGACGAGCUGAAGGAGAAGUAUGAUGCCGAGAAGUUUACGGGGAAGAGGUUUUUGGCUUCUUCGGCUGGAGCAGCUUAUAAGGAAUCGGUUAUGUUAGAAGGGGAACGUCGCUUUCAGAAGAGUGAUAUCUGUCGAGCUAUGAUCGAAGAUCGAGCAAUAGCUGGGGUUUAUGCUCCUUUGGUUAGGACGUGUCGUCAGUACUUACGCAAGGUUGGAGGAAUUGACGAGAAGAUUAUUCGAGGUAUGGAGGAGGACAUUCCUGAUGAUGGGGAGGAUAUUGAUGUCGAGUGUACUGAAGUUGCCUCGGAUGCGGAAGCAGAUGAUCGAACUACCGAAGCUACUUCUGCUCGUAAAGUGUAG
Erythranthe guttata (spotted monkey flower) is the source of this 1395-nucleotide messenger RNA. The record is from RefSeq and is a predicted model, not a curated record. NCBI's taxonomy places the organism in Eukaryota, Viridiplantae, Streptophyta, Magnoliopsida, Lamiales, Phrymaceae.